Diatraea saccharalis (sugarcane borer) is the source of this 366-nucleotide messenger RNA. Lineage: Eukaryota; Metazoa; Arthropoda; Insecta; Lepidoptera; Crambidae. The record is from the annotation of a GenBank genome assembly.
AUGGCAACGGCAGCGGCGGCGGCGCGGCAGCGUCCGACCAGCAAUCGACAUUCACUUAGAUGGCGGCGCGGGCCGACAUGGGGUCGUUCUAGGACGGACAGUGGCGCGGCACCGCGCCGCCCGGGGCGCGAGUUGUGUCUCGCGCGUGUUUACGUAAGCGCCACGCCCCGAGCCACGCUCCGGCGAUAUGGGGCGCGGCGCGAAGCGCUUUGCACCUCCAGUCGCCGAGCGUCGACUGACGCACCCUCAUCCCUUGGCCCCUUGUGCGCCCUCCAGAGUCGCGCCUGCGUCCGCGAUUUACAACCCCACGCCUCCUAUUACAUAAUAUUAAUACUAAACAUUCUCAAUACCGCGUCGUUCAGUUGA